Aspergillus caelatus is the source of this 2085-nucleotide messenger RNA. RefSeq names its product Zn(II)2Cys6 transcription factor. NCBI's taxonomy places the organism in Eukaryota, Fungi, Ascomycota, Eurotiomycetes, Eurotiales, Aspergillaceae. The record is from RefSeq and is a predicted model, not a curated record. Gene Ontology annotation, biological process: regulation of DNA-templated transcription; DNA-templated transcription. The transcript has 6 exons. Gene Ontology annotation, molecular function: zinc ion binding; DNA binding; DNA-binding transcription factor activity, RNA polymerase II-specific. The coding region runs from base 1 to 2085 and encodes 694 amino acids.
AUGGACCCGGCCAGAAAGCGCCAGAAAGUUUCAUCCGCCUGUGAGAGGUGUCGAAAACGCAAGCUAGGGUGUGAUCAACAACGCCCGUGCCAGUUAUGUCUCCGAGCCGGUGUAACAUGCGUUCCGCGCGGAGAGCCCGUGGCUCGAGCAUCUCCGACGAUUUCAAAUCCUGCGCCAGUUGAGCAAAGGAGAACUUACGGUGAAGGACAAACUGCUCCCAUUCGUCCGAACGAUCGACGUACUGCAGUUCUCCCGGAGCUGAAUAUUGUCGACCUGAGUACCCGGAUGUUUUCACGCGAUGAACAGCACCAAACACUAGGCUACGACACCUCCGCCUUGCCCGGAGGCAAGAAGACAUACAGCCCCCUCAUCUCUAGCCCGAUACCAUGGAGAGAUGGAAUUGGUAUACAGCUGCCUCCACGGCAAGUGCUGGAUGAACUCAUUACCCAGUUCUUCGAGUCUGUGGAUUGGUUUAUGAUGGUAUUCCACGAAGGGAGUUUUCGACAGCGAUACAAGAGUCUCAUUGCUUCGGUGCAUGUUGCUGGACCUGAUAGCAACUUUCUGUGGCUUGUGAUGCUAGUCCUCGCUCUCGGCGCCCACUAUUCGUCCCUUCGUGAGCCUUUCGAUGAUCAUGGCCAGAACCUAUCUGUCCUAUCUGAGAAACUCCUUACCCAGAUCGAAUACAGAUUCUUGCAGAUCAUUGGGUGUCCGAAUGUCGAAGCUGUGCAGGUUUGCGUGCUCCUGGGAAGUUUCCACUUGUUCAACGGUCGUCCGACUGUUGGUAUGGGCGUCUUAGGAAGUGGCAUUAAAAUUGCGCAGGUCAUUGGAUUGCAUCGUGAAUCAAUGUGGCACAAUCUUUCUGAAGUCGCACAAGAGUCCAGAAGACGGUCAUGGUGGGCCUUGGAAGUUUUCGACAAGUAUGCAGCUGUGGCCUUCGGGAGGCCAUGUAGUAUAGACGACUCCGAUUGUAAUAUUGGCUUGGUAACGGACGUUGGGGAAAUAAGUCCUCGCCAAACUCCUCUCCUAACAUAUCAUCAAUGGAAAUUUAGACUCUAUCGCAUCAUGGGUCCCUUUCUGGGCAGGCGGCUUCAAACAAAUCGAAUGGACACAGUAAAGGCCAUUCAUGAUCAGCUCGUCAAAUGGGAGAGAGAAUUGCCUAAUAGCCUACGUCUAGAAACCUACAAGGAAGACAGUAGCUCGGGACAUCCACCAUUAAUACAGCUAGCGGCUCUUGCUCUUCAGCUGACUUACGACAAUCUUCGCAUAAUCCUUCAUCGAAGUGUUGCAUUUGGAGAUUUUGACCAUGAAGCUGGCUCAGACGGAAAGGUAGUCGAGACCGAAAGCUCUGCCUUCUCCCGUCAACAGCUGCUGGAGUCUGCAUUACGAACCUCGGAACUGUAUCGAUAUUCUCAUCUUCUGCAGGCCUCUCGCAGGACACACGCCGUAAUGCAUAUUGGGAUAUGCCUGUUUACAUCCGGUGUCGUACUGUGCGCACUCUCCCUCGUGGAACCAUUAUCCAUAACCAGCCAGAAGGCAAAGGCAGGCAUCAUGCAAAUUAUUCGACUACAGAAGGAAAGAGUUUCGAAACAGCAUGUCCUAUCACUACAAAGUGUCAAGAUACUUGAAGAUUUGGUCAACGUCGUCCUGCAGGCUGAACAACGAACAAUUCUUGGGAACCCGGUUCCAGAGUCUACCUCUCAACCGAAAGCCAUAGAAAGGCACGUCGUUGAAAGUGAAUAUCCCAACUUCAAUCAAACACAGACAAAUCAGCAGGGCGACUUAGGGGGUGUGGUGACGACUGCCCAAGCGUCUCUUACACCUCUUCAAGAAGUGUUUGCCAACCACACACAACAGCCUUCCAACCAAAUAGGAGUUCCCGCCUCUGAGAUUUCCGCACCCACCUGGCAAGAUGCAGGAGGGCUGGAUGAUAGAGUCUCGGGGUUGGAUUCGUCCGCCGGAUUCUCCUGGGAUGGGAAUAUUUCCUCUUUAGUCGACUCCGGACUUGCUGAUGCCAGUCAGCUUUGGCUCUGGUCCGAUAAUCUGGGUUAUCAGUCUUUUGCUGAACUUAGUGAUGUACUACAGUGA